Messenger RNA from Aspergillus steynii IBT 23096, 183 nucleotides. RefSeq lists its product as uncharacterized. Gene Ontology annotation, cellular component: mitochondrion. The coding region runs from base 1 to 183 and encodes 60 amino acids. The record is from RefSeq and is a predicted model, not a curated record. Lineage: Eukaryota; Fungi; Ascomycota; Eurotiomycetes; Eurotiales; Aspergillaceae. The transcript has 3 exons. Gene Ontology annotation, biological process: mitochondrial respiratory chain complex I assembly.
AUGGCGUCGACACGAACGAGACCCAUCGAGAAGUUCGCAAAGGCCACCUCGAAAUGCUCGACCGAGGCGGCUGCAUAUGGCAACUGCAUCGUUGCUGACUACAAAUCGGUGCAUAAGGACAUGUGCGCGAAAGAGUUUAUGAAGCUGAAAGACUGUUUCCUGGCUGCGGCGAAGAAAGGUUAA